AUGUCCAAGUCAUCAAAGGGCAAUCCCAACACUGAAGCUCCCACGCUUCCACCUUUCUCUGUUGGAAACAGCAAUAACAACAACAAUUAUCCCGCGCCUCCUGCAGAGGCUCAUCAGCAGCACCAGACACCUCGUCACAGGUUUCUGACAACUCAUGAAUGGGGAAUCGUUGCCCACGGCAUAGGCGGCAUCCGGGAUCGGGAACAGCAUACACCAAUCCAUCCAACCAGCUGGAUCUGGCCACCCAAAGGCAUGCCUCGCGGGCUGUACAAGGACACCGUGACUCAGCGUACCAAGUUCUUCUAUUACUACCAUGCGUCUAGUGGCAUCAGGUGGAUCUUGAUGCUGUUGCAGCUCUUCAUCGGAGCGACGCUGACGUCCCUCGGCUCCAUGUCGUUUACCCAAGGUACCCCCAUCACUAUUCUAGGCGCUGCGAACACCAUCAUUGCGGGACUCCUUGCCUUCCUCCAGAACAGCGGACUGCCCGACCGAUAUCGAUAUGACAAGUCCGAGUUCGAAGCCCUGGAAGACCACAUCAAAGAGAUUCUUGACUCCGGUAUUGCCCCCGCGGAUCAGGCUACUGACCAAAUCCUCGCCGAGUGUUUCGAUCUUUACCAAGAUGCCAAGGCAACGGUAUCUGCGAACUUACCAGCCAACUACAUGUCUCGAAUUGCCCAGCAGACAGGUCAACGAUCUGGUGCUUUGAUGCAAGCGGGCGCUCCGCCCAUGUCAAAGCCAUUGGCUCUGACACUUGGUGGCGGAGAUGGUAAUGCCAGUUUGGCCAGUGGAAAAUAA
Molecule: messenger RNA, 795 nt
Organism: Trichoderma citrinoviride
Lineage: Eukaryota; Fungi; Ascomycota; Sordariomycetes; Hypocreales; Hypocreaceae
Exons: 2
Coding region: 1-795 (264 amino acids)
Source: RefSeq, a predicted model, not a curated record